CCACCUCUUCUUCUCCACCGCUCGAUUGUAUUCGUCGUGGCAGGAAUGUUGCUUACUGUAUUCAGUUUGUUCAGUCCUACAUGGCAGAUAACCAGAAAACCGAAAACGGCCGAAAUUCAUCAUCAUGGUCUUUGGUGGGAUUGUAUAGUCUCAGAUGGCACACUUAUUCCACUCGACUGGGAAAAGUUUUCUCAACAAAGUGAGAAGUGCGUAAGUAAAUUCAAUCCCGCGGUACAUUCUCAGCUAAAGACUGUUUUGGAAAACGGUGACGCGUUCUCUAAAGAGCUCCUCUCUCAUCGAUUUCUUCCUCAUCACAAAUCUGUGAUAUUUUUCUCCACGUUCACGUUAGUAUUUGGAGCGAUCGGCCUCAUAACGGGUGCGUGUUCACCGUGUUUUCCGCUGAAUUCGUUGCUUUACGUGAUCUCAUUAUUUAUGACAGGUGCUUGUUCGUUGCUAUCGGAUGUCGUUUUCGUUCUUGGCACAGCGAAUACCGUAACAACUAUAAAGGAGCCGUCGCACCCUGAGGGUGCUGGCGGUGAGAACCGUGUUGGUAUGGCUUGCUACGUCCACAUGUUUGCAACGACUCUUUUCCUGUUGGCACUUAUAUCAUCGAUUGGCUCGGCUUAUCUGUUAAUGACUUCGCCUAGAGGACGAGAGGGGUGUUGCACCACCAGAAAACAGCUCAUACAACAGCAUGGGUUAGUUCCUUUUUUGUUAUACACCCAACUUUUUUCUUAUUCGUUUAUUAGGUAA
Molecule: messenger RNA, 753 nt
Organism: Angiostrongylus costaricensis
Lineage: Eukaryota; Metazoa; Nematoda; Chromadorea; Rhabditida; Metastrongylidae
Source: the annotation of a GenBank genome assembly